AUGGCGCUCCCACUGCCCCCAGGGCUGACCCAGAACGAGGUCGCCUUCCUCGCCGAGAUGGAAAUGGUAACCGUCGUCCCACGUCAGCGCCUGGACAGCAUCGAUCUUCUUGGUGGAAAAACACCACAACUCCGUCCUCCCCACCGCGCCCAACUGCCUCUCUGGCUCGCCCUCCUCCUCAAGAAACAGCGCCGCGCCAACAUCGUUCCUCCAGCAUGGAUGCACCCGGCCUCCCUCGCUGAGAUCAUUCACCGCGAAACAAAAGAAGACCCCGAAGCCUUCUCCGCGCCACCACCUCCGCCCUCGCGCGCCUUAUACUCCCAGCCCGGCACCGCUCGCCGGCUAAACCACCACGCCAGCUAUCUCGAUGACUUUACGCAAUCACAACAAGACUCCCAACAACAACAACAACAACAACAACAACAACAACAACAAGAUCCGAACUCCAUCUUAUCUCCACCCUUCCUUCCCUCGAACGUUGCCGAGUCACCCGCUGGAUACCUCCCCUACCACUGGCUAGAGGUGGCUGAGGCCUUGCUCACGCACGCCGGCGAUGAUAUGCCCGCCCCGGCAGGCGAGGUGCGCUCGUUACUAAGGGAUCUGGUGGAGGUGCGUGCGGCCAAGAUGCGCAGCAGUACGUCGGCGUUGGAGGGCUUCGGUGAUGCCUGGUUGACACUGCGUGGUGUGGGUGCUAUGGAGUUGGCUGAGAACAGAGCCUUCCUGGCGGGCUUGGUGGACGGUGUGAGGAAGAUCGGGGCUAGUGCCGAGGCGACGAGGAGAGAGGAGGAAGAGGAGGCUAGGAGGGGUGGGGAGUAUGGUGGCGAUGGGGAUGAGGAUAGUGAUGAGGAUAUGGGCCUUUGA
Messenger RNA from Sordaria macrospora k-hell, 861 nucleotides. RefSeq lists its product as uncharacterized. The record is from RefSeq and is a predicted model, not a curated record. NCBI's taxonomy places the organism in Eukaryota, Fungi, Ascomycota, Sordariomycetes, Sordariales, Sordariaceae. Gene Ontology annotation, cellular component: GINS complex; nucleus. Gene Ontology annotation, biological process: double-strand break repair via break-induced replication; DNA replication.